CGCCGCGGGAGCGCACGAUGGAGGCGCCGCCGGUGACCAUGAUGCCCGUCUCGGGCGGCACCAUCAACAUGAUGGAGUACCUGCUCCAAGGGAGCGUGCUGGACCAGAGCCUGGAGAGCCUCCUGCACCGCCUGCGCGGGCUGUGCGACAACAUGGAGCCCGAGACCUUCCUGGACCACGAGAUGGUGUUCCUGCUGAAGGGGCAGCAGGCCAGCCCCUUCGUGCUGCGCGCCCGGCGCUCCAUGGACAAGAGCGGGAUGCCCUGGCACCUGCGCUAUCUGGGACAGCCCGAAAUAGGCGACAAGAACCGCCACGCGCUGGUGCGCAACUGCGUGGACAUCGCCACGUCCGACAACCUGACCGACUUCCUGGUGGAGAUGGGCUUCCGCAUGGACCACGAGUUCGUGGCCAAGGGGCACGUGUUCCGCAAGGGCAUCAUGAAGAUCGUGGUGUACAAGAUCUUCCGCAUACUGAUGCCAGGAAACACGGAGAGCAUUGAGCCGCUCUCCCUCUCCUACUUGGUGGAGCUCAACGUGGUUGCGCCGGCAGGGCAGGACAUAGUUUCUGAUGACAUGAGGAACUUUGCUGAGCAGCUGAAGCCUCUAGUACACCUGGAAAAAAUUGACCCCAAGAGACUAAUGUGAUUGAAACUCUCGGCGGUUA
Messenger RNA from Cinclus cinclus, 663 nucleotides. RefSeq names its product mediator complex subunit 18 (gene MED18). The transcript has 2 exons. Gene Ontology annotation, molecular function: transcription coregulator activity. The coding region runs from base 18 to 644 and encodes 208 amino acids. Gene Ontology annotation, cellular component: mediator complex; core mediator complex. Gene Ontology annotation, biological process: termination of RNA polymerase II transcription; regulation of transcription by RNA polymerase II. NCBI's taxonomy places the organism in Eukaryota, Metazoa, Chordata, Aves, Passeriformes, Cinclidae. The record is from RefSeq and is a predicted model, not a curated record.